GAACUUUCUCUUUCUCUUUCUCUCUAUCAGACAUUAGGUUGCCCCAUUUCCACUCAACUUCAUACCCAUCUUUGUUGUUUCUUUUAUAUACGUAUAUAUCCCAGAUUUAAGAUUUUAACAAAUCAAAGCUCCCUUUGCCUUUACACAGUGUAAAUAAGGACCCAGAGAAGUACAUUUAUCCUCCUACAAGUUUUCAUAUUAUACAUACACUAGAACAACCAAACUUUGGAUGCAAGCAAACCCUAUAUUGUUUCUCCUUCCUUUCUUCAAACUCACUGUACUAAUUUUUAGAAAUGCUUCUUUCUUCGUUCAUUAUUUAUUUUCAGCUCUCUCUCUCUCUGAUCUCUCUCUAGAUCUCACUAAUAUAGGAGCAAGCAGCAGCUAUGGAGGAAUAUUCAACUAAAUCAAGUAUGCAUGCAGAGGAGUAAAAGUGAAUAGGAAUUUGAUUCCUCCCCAAACCUUGAGGCAGAAUAAUUUAGCAGCUGCUAGCUGCCUAUAGGGGACAGGCUACACAAGAAACAAAUUAUUCUAAUUUGGAGUAGUGGGCAUAUAACUGUGUAAACAAACAAGGGAAAUGACUCACUGCAAUGAUCUUGGUCAGGAAGACCAAACAAUCAUUGCCAAAGAUGGCCUAACCACCAGAACAUGUCCUUCAUGUGGUUAUCAGAUCAAAUACCAACAACAGGCCGGAAUUCAAAACUUGCCCGGGCUGCCAGCCGGAGUGAAGUUUGAUCCUACGGAUCAAGAGGUGCUUCAACAUUUGGAGGGGAAGGUCUGGAGUAGUACUGAUAUUGCUGCAGGCAAUAAGCUCCACCAUCAUCCUCUGAUAGAUCAGUUCAUCCCUACAAUUGAAGGGGAGAAUGGAAUUUGCUACACUCAUCCACAUAAGUUGCCAGGAGUUAGCAAAGAUGGGCUGGUACGCCACUUCUUCCAUCGACCUUCCAAGGCUUACACAACAGGAUCUAGGAAAAGGAGAAAGGUGCACACUGAUAGGGAUAGCAGCGGCGAGGGGGGCGAGACGCGGUGGCACAAGACAGGCAAGACCAGACCAGUAUUUGUUGGUGGCAAAGUGAAAGGGUACAAAAAGAUACUUGUGCUCUACACAAACUAUGGGAAGCAAAGAAAGCCUGAGAAAACCAACUGGGUAAUGCACCAGUACCACCUUGGCAAUAAUGAAGAAGAGAAAGACGGAGAGCUUGUGGUGUCCAAGGUGUUCUACCAAACACAACCUAGACAAUGUGGGAACUCAGGUAUGAAGGACUUGAUUAAUAAUAACUCUGCCAAAUUGAUGAAGGGACAAAGUGGGCACAAUGAGGCACUUGUUCAGUAUUGUAAUAAUGCUAAUUCCUUCAUAUCCUUUGAUCAAAAUGGCCAAGAUAGAUCGAGCAGUAAUCCUCAAAUAAUUCCUCAUCAUUUUCCUCUUCAUGAUGGGUCGUUUGUUUCUUUGAAAUAAGGAAUGAGUGGGAGGUAAUAAAGGACAAAAGAGUAUACACAUUCGUUCAAUAAAGGCAGGUCUGGCCUAUUGUUGGCUCUGAAAAUUGUGAAUGAUGAAGUAGUUAUUUCGUAUGCUGAUUUAGGAGGUGAUAUGUCGUAGGGUGAUACAAUAAACAAAAGUAUUUGGCCUUGGGGCCGGGGGAGAGGGAAGAAGGUGAUAACCUUUUUUUUUUUUUUUUUUUUUCCCAUUUAAAUUUAUGUUUACAUAGUUGGUAAAUGUACAAUGAACACAAAUGUGUAAUGUAUGCAUGUCCAUCCAAAGACUUGAAGAUUUGGUCAUGCUCUGUAAGUGACAGAAAGUUGUAAACAUCACAUGACCCUUUGAUUUGGGGAAGUGUAAAUUAUAAACUAAGCUAUACAAAGAUGAUUCUUACGUUAAAGUAGUAUAAGGUAGAGUGUAGCAUUCAUUCUCCUUACUUUCAAGUUGUAGUGAUUACUCAAUUUAUAUAAAACGAUCCUUCCAUUUUUUCAGAAAAUGCUUGAAAAA
This is a messenger RNA of Rosa rugosa (rugosa rose), 1981 nucleotides long. Its product is annotated as NAC domain-containing protein 73-like. Gene Ontology annotation, biological process: regulation of DNA-templated transcription. Bases 575 to 1453 code for a protein of 292 amino acids. The transcript is spliced from 4 exons. Gene Ontology annotation, cellular component: nucleus. NCBI's taxonomy places the organism in Eukaryota, Viridiplantae, Streptophyta, Magnoliopsida, Rosales, Rosaceae. Gene Ontology annotation, molecular function: transcription cis-regulatory region binding; DNA-binding transcription factor activity. The record is from RefSeq and is a predicted model, not a curated record.